Messenger RNA from Cotesia glomerata, 1368 nucleotides. RefSeq lists its product as uncharacterized. The record is from RefSeq and is a predicted model, not a curated record. The transcript is spliced from 2 exons. The coding region runs from base 1 to 1368 and encodes 455 amino acids. NCBI's taxonomy places the organism in Eukaryota, Metazoa, Arthropoda, Insecta, Hymenoptera, Braconidae. Gene Ontology annotation, molecular function: nucleic acid binding.
AUGUUUUAUCUAUCGAUAAAGACUAAGGUUAAGUUCGAAGAUGAGCUUAAGCAAGAUCGCUCAAGAUUGCCGAAAAUGUGGUCAACGUCACCACGCGUUCAUCCAGUUUGGAUGCACCAACGAAAUCAGCUUCGCCACAGCCUACAUCUUCCGCACAGGCAACUAAUCGUUCCUUUAGACCGUUUACAGCUUGACAUUAUUGAUGGUCUGCCGAAAAAUAACUGCAUCACCAAGCUGACUCCGUUCAUUGACCAUCAGGGGGUCCUGAGAGUCGGUGGCCGCUUGAAAAACGCAUCGAUGGACCCAGAAGAAAAGCAUCCAGCGAUCUUGCCAAGACAAUCACCGCUUACAUCAAUCCUGAUUGAUGAUUCGCACCGCAAAACGCUUCACGGAGGUACUCAGCUUACGCUCGCUGACUUACGCAAGAGUGUCUGGAUUAUUGGAGGCCGUGUUCCAGUCAGAUCAUUCAUAUUACGCUGCGCUAUCUGCACUAGACACCGUGGAGAACGCGCUCAACAGUUGAUGGGUCAACUACCUGCCGCACGAGUACAGCCAACUCGAGCUUUCCUGCAUACAGGACUCGACUACGCUGGAUCUAUCACGCUGAAAACUUUUCAAGGACAUCGAGCAAAAACAUACAAAGGGGCAGAUAAAGAGCUAAGACGACUAUUCGCUGCAGGAUCUCGCACCCUUCGAGAAUUAUCAGUUUUAAUCGCUCAAGAUGGCACGAACUGGAAGUUCAAUCCGCCUGGAGCUCCACAUUUUGGAGGAAAAUGGGAAGCCACUGUAAAAUCUAUUGAGUUUCACCUUCGAAGAACAAUCGGAGACUCGCUGUUGACACUUGAGCAGUAUUCAACGCUCUUGGCUCAAAUUGAAGCCAUUUUUAAUUCCAGACCGCUCACACCGCUGAAUGAAGAUCCUGCUGACCUUGCAGUAAUGACACCAGGUCAUUUCUUAAUCGGACAGUCACUAACCGCAGUUCCAGAGCCAUCGCUGACAGAAGUACAACCCGCUCGGUUCUCGAAUUGGGAACAAGUCCAGCAAAUGGUUCAACAUUCCUGGAAACGCUAUUAUCAGGACUGCAUCCACCGCUACCGGGCCAUUUCCAAGUGGCAUCAUCAACGCAACGAGAUCAAAGUGGGUUCAGUUGUACUGAUCACCACUGAGGAUCUCCCGCCAACCAAGUGGCCAUUAGCCAGAGUCACCGCUCUCCAUCCAGGUGAAGAUGGACAAGUCCGCGUGGUAACUGUCAAGACAGUUAACACAGAGCUAGUACGUCCAAUUACAAAGCUCUGUGUCUUGCCGCUAACAUAUGAAGAAGACGAUCUUGUCGACGCAGCCGCCAACCCGGGGGAGAAUGUUCAGUGA